CAGUAAAAGUGCCUCCACUUCUUGGAUGUGGCUGCUGAGGUCAUCAGUCAUUAUUGCCAACAAGCCAUGGCCUCGCAUCACUCUCACCAUGACAACCACAGCUCUAAUACUCAUAAUGGCAGUCUUCAACAUGUUCUUUUUGGAAGACAAUUUGUUUCCUCCGGCACCUGUUUACAAUUCAUCCAAUGAAACCCUUUUUCACCCUAAUGGACAACUAAUCACCUACACUGGCAAAAACAAUUUCUACCUUCCUUAUUUAAUUUACAGUUGCAUACUGGGCCUCAUCUCUUGCUCAGUGUUCCUGAGGAUAAACUACGAGCUGAAGAUGAUUAUCAUGUUGACAGCUGUGGUGGUUUACAAUGUCAUUAUUCUACAAACACAUGCAUCUCUGCUGGAUGAAUAUAGCAGAUUUCUGUACAAGACUGAAAGCCUGGACAGGUAGGUGCACAGUAACAUAAGAUCCUGUUUGGGUGAAGAGAGUGUGUUGAGAUAACCUGAUAAGAGAAAAGGAGACGAUGGUCAUCUGCUAUUAAUCCUGUGGGAUUCUGGGUAAAUGGAAAACCACAGUGAUAGGAAGCGAUAGAAUAUGGGAAGGAAAAAGGAGAGAAAGAAGGUUUACCUUGAGGUCUUCUUACAGUCAAUCGAGUCAGGAAUAGCUCUAAAUGGAGGCCCCCAGGGGGCAUUCUUUGCAGGUGCCACAACCACUUACACUGGCUUCUCUCAAUUUUUUCUUAAACCACUUUCAGCCCCUGUAAAGAAAACAUGCAGUGUACAUCAGCAGUUCAUUCAUCGCUUUGUUCAUCUUGUUGUAGGCCAGCUUCAGAUGUUUUUGCCUGCUGUAUAUAAGUGUUUUCCUGUAUUGUAGGUGAGAUGUUACAGUACAGUUUGUUGAAAGUAGAUGUUAGUAUAGACAGCCAGUUAUCAUCUAAUUUGCCUGGCUAUGGUAAAUAAGUCGUGUGAAACAGAGCUUAUAUUUCAAUGCAUCAAUAAAUACUAAUAUUGGGUCAGACUAUGUAUCAGCAAAUACUAAAUAUUUAAGGGCUUGGAUUGGGAAUCUAAGCCAGAAAAACUUGAUUGAGAUAUCUCUGCAGUCAACAUCGAUAAUCAUUCAGAUAAAAACUAAUAACUAAUAAGCUUAGGUUUUGAAGCCAGAUCCACAAUUGACGCAUCUGUAUACAUCUAUAAAUACAUAAUCCCAUCAAUCUAACCAGUCUGAACUCUCAGCAAUGAGGUUCAGUCAUGUUGCAUCAAGUCAGUGUUUUCAAUAAAACUUUGGUUAAAGUUACAUCUGAGUCUGUACUGAAUGAUGAUAAGGUGCGUGUAGCAUCAGCUUUCCUGCUAAAUUCUAAAUCUUAUCUAACAACAAACAUGAACACAUCUUGUCCUGCACCUUAGCUUGUUGAAUGAGCCACCAAACAAACAUUCACUGGGGAAUAGUGCACUGCUAACGGCUAGAUAGCUAAUUAGCUGCUUAGCUGCAGCACAUUAAACAGCAUGUAAACUUACCUUACAUGUCACUUUGGUCCAGUUAGAUGCUGCUGCAGUUCUUAUUCAAAAUCACUGCUGCAGGCUACAACAUCAGUUUGUUUCUCGUUGCUUAUGGUAUUACACGGGCACUCUGGCAGCCUGGCAGAUGCUGCCAAUCAAACCCAGACACCAUAAGCCCCUCCAGCCACUGAGACACAAAAGAUCUUUUGUCUUUUUAAAGGAAAAAAAACAACUAUUAACAAUACAUUUAAAAAAACCUCAUUGCAUUACUUAUGA
Morone saxatilis (striped sea-bass) is the source of this 1764-nucleotide messenger RNA. Its product is annotated as adenylate cyclase type 2-like. Gene Ontology annotation, biological process: adenylate cyclase-activating G protein-coupled receptor signaling pathway; cAMP biosynthetic process; adenylate cyclase-inhibiting G protein-coupled receptor signaling pathway. The record is from RefSeq and is a predicted model, not a curated record. Bases 26 to 442 code for a protein of 138 amino acids. The transcript is spliced from 3 exons. Lineage: Eukaryota; Metazoa; Chordata; Actinopteri; Moronidae. Gene Ontology annotation, molecular function: adenylate cyclase activity.